Messenger RNA from Zophobas morio, 1241 nucleotides. Its product is annotated as serine protease easter-like. NCBI's taxonomy places the organism in Eukaryota, Metazoa, Arthropoda, Insecta, Coleoptera, Tenebrionidae. Gene Ontology annotation, molecular function: serine-type endopeptidase activity. The transcript is spliced from 5 exons. Bases 75 to 1139 code for a protein of 354 amino acids. The record is from RefSeq and is a predicted model, not a curated record. Gene Ontology annotation, biological process: proteolysis.
AAACUUUUAUAUGAUUAGUCGAAUGUUUAUUCGCUUGUGAUCAGUGACAGGUUGUUGUUCUCUAAGUUGGUGAAAUGUGUUGUAUUAAUAAAACAGUAUUCUUCUUAUAUUUUCUAGGUUUUCUACAAAUCUGGAGUCACACAGCUUCUAUAGUCGAUAAGAAAGAUGAAUGUGUGCAACUACAAAGUUGUCCCCACGUUAAUGAAAUAAUAAAAACUAAAAAGGGUACUUUUGCUGGUACAACUCUACUCACUCUGUUACAUUGUAAAUUCGAGAACAAUCGUAUCUACGUGAACUGUCCAGACCAAAAAGAAGUCACGAAGUUUAUGGAUAGCGGUGAACUCAUCCCAAAUUACGAUAGCUGUGGAGAAGAGAAUGUAGAACAGAGAAUAUCAGGAGGAGAGAAAACUGGCAUUGACGACUAUCCGUGGAUUGGUCUAAUAAAAUAUCGCACAAAAAAAGGUGACGUGAAGCACGGCUGCCAUGGUAGCCUUAUUACUAACAGGUAUCUAUUGACUGCCGCUCACUGUGUUGAUCCAAACAGGUUGAACAUAGACGGUCUAAACUUAACUUCCGUGGUAUUGGGUGAGUAUGAUGUACGGAAUGAAACGGAUUGCUUAGGUGACGACUGUGCUGAUCCAAUUCAAGAAAUACCUGUGGAAUCCUACAAUAUGCAUCCUGAUUAUAAGCUAACUACGUUCGCAAACGACAUCGCUUUAAUACGCAUGAGUCGUGAAGUCGAGUACACAGAUUUCAUCAAACCGAUUUGUUUGCCUCCGAAAAAUUUAAUCGCACCUUUUAAUCAAACGCUGCUGAUUGCCGGCUGGGGCAACACAGAAAAUAACGUGAUGAACCCCACUAAAGUCCAAGCGAGAUUUAUGCUCAGGCGCAAAGAAACCUGUCGAGUGAACCGCAACCUCACCACCAAACAAUUUUGUGCAGGGUCCACCCACAACGCUCAAACCUGCCCCGGAGAUUCCGGAGGCCCCCUUAUGAUGAGAAAAAAACUCGACACUCAGCGUUUAUUCCUCAUCGGUGUGUAUUCCCUAGGAGUCGGUUGCCAGUUCAACACCAACACCUCGAUCUACUCGAAAGUUUCUUCUUACAUCGAAUGGGUCGUCACGACUAUUCACAAGUGAAAAAAGAAACAAAGCUCUCAAUAUAAUUCGUCUUAAGUAAAAAAAUACAUAGAUCCCGAAUAAUUUGUAGAUAAGCAAAUAAACGUAUCUUAAAAAGAAUAA